Messenger RNA from Aphanomyces astaci, 1475 nucleotides. RefSeq lists its product as hypothetical. The record is from RefSeq and is a predicted model, not a curated record. Bases 104 to 1399 code for a protein of 431 amino acids. Gene Ontology annotation, molecular function: oxidoreductase activity, acting on the aldehyde or oxo group of donors, disulfide as acceptor. The transcript has 9 exons. NCBI's taxonomy places the organism in Eukaryota, Oomycota, Saprolegniomycetes, Saprolegniales, Verrucalvaceae. Gene Ontology annotation, biological process: branched-chain amino acid catabolic process.
CUCGAUCAAAUAAAAUGAAGAUCCGCCACCAUAGCAUUUCGUAACUCGAGUGCAUUUGACAAGAGUUCGUUUCCUGCCUGCACGGUCUUCCAUCAUCAUCCCCAUGGCGCUUCGAUUCAUCACCAAGUCGAUGCCUUCGGCCAUGGCCCGCAGCCAACGCCGCUUUCUUGCGCCCACGACCGCAUCGAAACACAUGUCCACGGUUGUCGGAACUGGCGAGUUCCCUGGUGGACAAACGGUGCCGUACGUAAACAAGAUCACGGUGUUGGACCCGAAAGAGCAGGAUAUCAUUCCUGCCUACCGAAUCUUGGAUCAGCAAGGCAAACUCGUGACCGGUGGUCAAGUCCCCGAAGGCCUCAACGAAGAAGUGAUCGUCGACUUGUACAAGAACAUGGUUCGCUUGAACCAAAUGGACAAUGUCUUUUACGACGCCCAACGCCAGGGUCGUAUUUCGUUUUACAUGACCGCAUUUGGAGAGGAAGGCACGUUGUUUGGCAGCGCAGCCGCCAUCAAACCUCGGGACAUGGUGUUUGCCCAAUACCGCGAAGCCGGCGUGCUAAUGUACCGCGGGUUUACGUUGGACCAGUUUGCCGAUCAAUUGUUCAGCAACGAAGGCGACUUGGGCAAAGGCCGUCAGAUGCCCGUGCAUUAUGGCUCCAAAGAAUUGAACUACCAGACCGUGUCGUCGCCGCUGGCCACUCAACUCCCCCAGGCGGCUGGGGCUGCGUAUGGCUUUAAAGUGGCCAAGGAAGACCGCAUUGCCAUUUGCUACUUUGGCGAAGGCGCUGCCAGUGAAGGCGAUUUCCACGCUGCACUCAACUUUGCGGCCACGCGCGACUGCCCCGUGCUCUACUUUGCAAGAAACAACGGAUAUGCCAUCAGUACGCCCGUGAAGGACCAGUUCCGAGGCGACGGAAUUGCGUCCCGCGGCGCUGGCUACGGUAUCCCCGUGAUCCGAGUGGACGGCAACGACCUGUUUGCCGUGUACGAAGUGACCAAGAAGGCCCGCGAAAUGAUCUUAACCGGGGGGCGCCCUGUGCUCAUCGAAGCCAUGUCGUACCGCCAAGGCCACCACUCGACGUCGGACGACUCGACCCGGUACCGCGAAGUGUCGGAGAUCAAGUUCUGGAAGGACACCAACUGCCCGAUCAACCGGUUGAAGCUGUACAUGCUGGACCAAGGGUGGUGGUCGGAAGAGCGGGACCAGGCGUUGAAAGAUGCCGAGCGCAUCAACGUAUUGCAAUCCCUCGCGAAAGCCGAAGCCAAGGGCAUACCUGAGAUUCAAACCAUGUUUGACGACGUCUACUUUGAAAAACCGCGCCACAUUCAGGAGCAAGAAAAGGAAAUGCUCGAGCAUUUGGCCAAGUACCCAGAACAUUAUUCGUCGGGGGGACAUUAGACAGUUAUAACAAGCCACAACGCUAGUAGUACAAAUACAGUAACGUGAAGAUUCGAACGAUCGGUUGGAGGAUGGA